AUGCCCACUCACGCCCUAUCCCGGGCGCAGUCCGACUUUUUCCUCUCGGGCCUCACCGCCGACCCAGCCCAACGCCACGAUGGCCGCUCCCUCCUCGCCUUCCGACCGCUCCACGUCGAGUCCGACAUCGCAGCACAGGCAAACGGUUCAGCAACCGUCAACCUCGGCGGCACGCACGUCGUCUGCGGCGUAAAGGCAGAGGUUCGCUCCUUUGCAGACGACCUCGAAGACCAGGAGGCAGACGACCUCGCAGGCGACGACGACUACGACGACCUCGACGCGGACCAGGAUGGCGACGGCACUCCCUCCACUGGCAGAGGCAAAGUCAAGUGCUCCAUCGAGUGCUCCCAGUCGAUCCUGCACACCUUCGACGCGCGCCACAUCGACACCCUCACCGCCUCGCUCACGUCCACCGUCUCGUCGGUAUUCUCGGCACGCUCCUCGCCAAUACCUCUCUCGCAGCUCGUCAUCAUCCCACGCGCAAAGCACUGGACACUCUACGUCGAUAUCCUCGUCACCUCGCUCUCGGGCGGCAACCUCUUCGACGCCGUCUUUGCGGCCAUCUUUGCCGCGCUCUACGGCACCCGCGUCCCCACGACGCGCGGAGUCGCCUUCGAGGCGCCCUCGACCGUCUCGGCGACCGGCGACGACGGAUCGACGCGCGGCGCAUUCGAGAAUGUCAAGGGCGACCUGGACCAGAUGGGCAUCAAGGGUCUGCUCAGGAGCAACAAGGAGGCCGCACAGGCCCGCGGCGCAGCAGCAGGCGACGGCGCAGGGACAAAGGCGGCCAGCAACAAGAUUGUCGACUUCGAACUCGAGAACCAGCAGGAUGAAGGCUUCCGUCUCGAGGCCAGGGAAAACGUCCCGCUCUGCAUCACCGUCAACGUCCUACCAAAAACCUAUCUGCUCGACGCGACCAUCGACGAAGAGGCAUGUAUACCCUCGCGCGUCCACGUCAUUGCAUCACGGACGGGCCGCAUUCACGCGGUAAAGGUGCAGGGAUCGCAGGAGAUUGCGUCCGGCCGGAUCAACGAGGCCAUCCGCAUCGGUACCACCCAGGCCUCCAGGCUCGCAGACGCCCUCAGAGCACAGCUCGAUGCAGAGGCCGGCGACGACGAAGACCAGGAGGAGGGGGAAGAGGGAGAAGAGGUCGACGGUAUGGCGCUCGAUGUUUGA
This is a messenger RNA of Pseudozyma flocculosa PF-1, 1176 nucleotides long. RefSeq lists its product as uncharacterized. The coding region runs from base 1 to 1176 and encodes 391 amino acids. NCBI's taxonomy places the organism in Eukaryota, Fungi, Basidiomycota, Ustilaginomycetes, Ustilaginales, Ustilaginaceae. Gene Ontology annotation, cellular component: nuclear exosome (RNase complex); cytoplasmic exosome (RNase complex). The transcript has 3 exons. Gene Ontology annotation, biological process: TRAMP-dependent tRNA surveillance pathway; nuclear polyadenylation-dependent rRNA catabolic process; U4 snRNA 3'-end processing. The record is from RefSeq and is a predicted model, not a curated record.